AUGUCUAAUGAAUUCAAAGAUCUUGCACAGAUCAACGGCCCAGAGAGUCAACGAUCAGCAAAAGGGAAGGAAGAAGUAGGAAACUUAACACUGCAACUCGCAAGGUCAUUAUUUGGUGGUUUUAGAUUCGAAAUUGUUGAUAAUUUUUUUCAUGAAAUGGUCACUUUAAAUGAUAUUCCGAAAAGUGCUGCGCCUCGCUUAUGUUUGGACAUCAAGAGUCAACAGGCAAUCGAUGGGGAGAUGAAAUGGUCGAGGAAGUUUUUAAUGGAAAACAUUUUUCAAUCGCGGGUGCACAACGCUAAAAAACCGUCUCGCCACACCAUUCGUUGUAAAUAUGAACAGAUAUGA
Clunio marinus is the source of this 348-nucleotide messenger RNA. NCBI's taxonomy places the organism in Eukaryota, Metazoa, Arthropoda, Insecta, Diptera, Chironomidae. The record is from the annotation of a GenBank genome assembly.